Messenger RNA from Effrenium voratum, 2041 nucleotides. The record is from the annotation of a GenBank genome assembly. Lineage: Eukaryota; Dinophyceae; Suessiales; Symbiodiniaceae.
AGCUGCUCAGUCUCAGGGUAGGGUUGCCUUGCAAACCCUGACAUGCCCUUGGCGGCCCGAGCUGUGCCGCCAAACUGCAGGAGAUGGUCCAAGCGCCCGUUUGUGGCUUUGCAGGUGGUUUGCCUGGCUUGCUUCGCUUUGAAGAUGUGGCACUUGGGCGACUCAAGCAGCCGCAGAUCACUCAUUAGUCGCUGGCCGAACUGGCCCUAUGUUGUAGCAGCCACUUUUUUUGGCGCGCAGUGCUUGUUCGCAUCUGUAAUAUCCUUCUCGAUUCUGCCAAUUCUGCAUCACAGAGAUCAGGGCGGUGAUGAACUGCUUCGGCGGAUGCGCGAGGUGUCAUUCAUCAUGACCUUUGUCAGUUUCACCUGCUGCGGCUACUAUUUGAACCUCUCCUUGGAAGACAGUGGGCACAAGCUGGUGAGCCAAACGAACUGGCUGACAGGUGCGGAGGAGUUGAGGCUCCUGGGCAGGUACUGGCUUUGGGCGGUGCUUGCACCCAUGCAGUGGGUGAGCUUUGCGCGGCUGUACACUACAGCCUCAGCUGGGGAGAUUCUGUCUUUGGUUAUUACCACGGCCCUCGUGAUGCUGCUGGGCCUGGCAUCUGCGACUUCGCGCGUCGAAACUGACGAUCAGGUGGCUUGGAGAUAUGAGGGCAAGUGCUACUUUGGCGCGGCCUCCGUUUUGUUUGUCCUCAUGUUCUGGCAGGUGUUUGUCCUACCGCUUGAUCCAAGCAGCGCGACCAUGGCAAGAAAGUAUCUGAGGUUUGCAGCACUCCUGUGGGUUGCCUAUCCGGUUGCUCAUGUGCUGCGUAGUGUCGGCAUUUUCUCAUUGUGGCAAGAGCAGAUUUUCACCUACACGUUGCUGGACGUGGCCGCCAAAGGAGUGGCACUGAUGAUAUGCUUCUGUGGCCCAAUAUUUCGGAUAUUUUUGAGCAGCCUGGGGAAUCACCAGAUCCAAUCUGCGAUGGUCGACUGGAAGAUCUCUGUGACUGAUCCCGGCUGGGAAGUGAAGAAGCCUUCAACCGAUGCAUUAGCUGCCAUGCAGAGUCAUUGGUUGGGAGGUGACGCGGUUGGAAAGAACUUCCUCGACUGGGUUCUGGACAGUGAAGAGAGCAGACAAGCCGUGAGGGCGGCCGCCCUGGCGCUGGACAUCGAGUCCAGCUUUUCCACCCACAAGGUGGCAGUGGUGCUGAGGCUCCGAGGGGAGCAGGUGCAAGCUCUGCUCUUCGUGUCUCGCGCUUUUUGGGGGUCUCGCCAACUGGCCAUUGCCCUCCUCCAAGGAGUUGAGACUGCACAGCCGUCCGUGCCGGUUCAGGUGCCUCGGCAGUUGGUGGAGAGGUCACGCGCACCUACCAUUACUGUAGAGGAGGCAUCAGAGCGCGGCACUGUCCGGACUGGAGUGUCAUCCAUCGGCUCUGCCAUCCCAUUGUUCCGCACGGACCGGCGUCCGUAGCAUGGCAUUGCGAAGCUGGUGUCGGCUUCAAUACUCAAUAGCUGUCUCACAAACAUGGCAACAAGCCACGGAAGAGAGAUCGCGAUACAGCUGACCGCCAUGCAGCGCAGCAUGAUGAACUUCUAACAGCUUCUUCUUGCAUAUGCGAGGAAAGCCCAGCAACAAACCCCAUUUGGGAAAUGUCUCGGAGUCUUGACGUGCCUAGAAGGGCCAUCCUCUCAAAGUGCGGAUGGGCCCCCUGUAGCAGGUAGGGUUUUAUGGCAGUGAGGUGCCAGUGCACGAUGCCCAAUGAUGGAAUUGAGCCCCGAAACCGAUGUAGUUCAGUGAUCCUGACGGCCUCAGGUGUUUCUGACUCUGGGCAGCCUCUCCUUUGUGAGCAUUGCUUUGAUUGGACUCGAUUUCCCAGCCACCCGCUUACAUGGAACCUGGCAAGAUUGGUCUUGCAAAGGAAUGCGGUCUUCCCUAGGUUUCUGUCAAGUUCCAUGUCAGCCGGAGAAAGCAAUUAAAGCUUUGCUACCUCGGGCUCGGGGUGGUAGACUUUGUGCUGCUUUUCAAACGGCUGCAGCCAAUGGCGAAUGAACUGAGGCAA